AUGGAGUCGACGACGCAGCACGGCAGCUGCCUCUGCGGUGCGAUUCGCAUUGAAGUUGAUCAAUCUGUCGACGCAAAACUCGAGACAUCGGUCUGCCACUGCUUGGAAUGUCGCAAGAUCACCAGCGGUGUUGCGUCUCUGAACUGGACCGUCCCAUCCACUGCGAUGAGGUAUAUCCAAGGCAGCCCAAAGUCGUACACAAAAAAGCAUGGGGAGAAGGGCUUUCUCUUCACUGUAUCAUUCUGUGGAUCAUGCGGCAGCGUUCUCGCUUGCUCUCUUCCAGACAAAGAAAACAUCGUCGUGAUCCAGGCAGGGAUUUUAGACGACCCCGCCGUGUUAAUGCAAACACCUACUACAGAGCUUAAUAUUACACAUCGAGUCAUGUGGCUUGAUCCGGUUGGCAGCACGCAGCAGAAGGAAGGGUACUGA
Messenger RNA from Fusarium poae, 429 nucleotides. RefSeq lists its product as uncharacterized. The record is from RefSeq and is a predicted model, not a curated record. Bases 1 to 429 code for a protein of 142 amino acids. NCBI's taxonomy places the organism in Eukaryota, Fungi, Ascomycota, Sordariomycetes, Hypocreales, Nectriaceae. Gene Ontology annotation, molecular function: carbon-sulfur lyase activity. The transcript has 2 exons.